Saccoglossus kowalevskii is the source of this 839-nucleotide messenger RNA. RefSeq names its product 26S proteasome non-ATPase regulatory subunit 9-like. The record is from RefSeq and is a predicted model, not a curated record. Gene Ontology annotation, biological process: proteasome regulatory particle assembly. NCBI's taxonomy places the organism in Eukaryota, Metazoa, Hemichordata, Enteropneusta, Harrimaniidae. Gene Ontology annotation, cellular component: cytoplasm; nucleus. Gene Ontology annotation, molecular function: protein binding.
AUGUCUGCCUCCAUCAAAGAACGUUUAAAAGAGCUCGUUGACAAAAAAGAUGCAAUUGAGAAAGAAAUCAAGGAACUUUACGAAGUACUUGACUCGCAACAAGGUGUUGGUAUGGAUGGUGCACUGAUAGACAGUGAUGGCUACCCAAGAAAUGACAUUGAUAUCUAUUCUGUCCGGACAGCGAGACAUAACAUAAUAUGUCUUCAAAAUGAUCAUAAAGAAUUGAUGAAGCAGAUAGAGAAAGGUCUCCAUGCGUUACAUGGCUUAGAAAAAGUAAACCAAGUUGCAGAAACUGGGAAGAAACCCACAGAGAAAGUGGAUAGAAAACCUUUUGCUAAAAUCGAUAUUGUUACACCUGAAUCACCUGCCUCCAUCGGGGGUCUUGAGGUUGGUGAUCAAGUCAUCAAGUUUGGUUCAGUAACCGUGGAAAACUUCCAUAGUCUUCAAAACAUAGGGCAGGUUGUACAACACAGUCAGGGGAAACCAGUGAGUCUGACAGUGAUAAGAAAUGGAGAAGUAAUCCAUUUAGCAGUGAAACCACAAACAUGGAGUGGAAGAGGUCUCCUUGGGUGUAACAUAGUCCCACUCUAACGAUGAUGUGUGCACAUAAAGUGAUGAGUCAUCAAAGUAUGUGCUCAAGAUAAGCGCGUCAUCAAGUUUCAGAACACCAAAUCGUGUGCACAGUGGAUGCCAGGUCACCAAUCCAUGCGUAUAAAAGAUUUUCAUUCAGUCAAUGCAGAUCAAUAAACCUAAGUUUAUUUCUUUCUUUUAUUUCCACGACAAAGUUACUGAAAGCAUGUAAUUAAAGUGGAAUAUUAAUACAAAUGUAUAAAUUGAAA